CGCCUGACGCUUCGCUCGACGCACAGGAAGAGAAACCACACAUCUGUCGCCGCAAGUUUAAAUAUGACGAUUCAUUUGUUGUUUUGACGUGUAUUUUGUCGUGUUGACGUUGCUGUAGCGGUAUUUAGGGUAAUAAUGCUGGAUGGUUGGACUAAUGAAGUUCAGUUUGGAUUUCUGCCGGUUACUGGGGCUCAGCGGCUCCAGUGAUAAGAGGCCAGAGGUGAUGGACACAGGUGCCCUCCCCGAACAGAAUGACCACACACUCUUACAGGAUGUCUUAAUUGGUGAGGAGGAUCUUAGUGAGGAGGAGAAGGCCAGACGGAAAGCAGAGAGGCGCAAAGCCAAGAGGAAGCGUCAACGUCAGCGGAAGAAACUAGAGCGGGGUAAAAAGGAUGAAAGUACUGAACAGGGGGAUGAGAAUGCCGGAGCUGAUUCUGAACUUGACGAGUCUGAGGAGUCUGAGCCAGAGGAGGUGGAAGGUAUAGGCCUUUCAAAGGUGGAAGAGAAGCCAGUUGCUCCUUCAAGUAAAAGUUCUCCUGGACCUCCACUGGCAUCAGGGAACAAAAGCAACCGGCAACCGACGGCCCGGUCUAGUGAGGAGGACCCAGGGUGGGAUGUGAAUAGUGCUUUUGUUGCCAAUGCCGUCAGUCAUAUUCGACCCAAAGCUAAAAGUAAAGGAGCUCACAAGUCGAAAGAGAACAAGGAAAAUGAGAGCAGAACAGGAGAAGUCAUUGGCUUAUCAGAUGCUAAAACAAACAGAAGUGCCUUACUAGUAGAAAAAGGGAUUCGAUUUGUUCAAGAGGGUCAGUACACGCAAGCUCUUAGUCUGUUUACAGAGGCCAUCAAAUGUGACCCGAAAGACUACAGGUUUUUUGGAAAUCGCUCCUACUGCUACUGUUGUCUGGAGCAGUAUCCUCUGGCCCUCACAGAUGCUGAGAAGUCCAUCCAAAUGGCUCCCGAUUGGCCCAAAGGCUAUUACCGUAGGGGAAGUGCACUAAUGGGACUUAAGAGGUACUGUGAAGCUGAGAAAGCCAUGGAACAGGUGCUAAAACUGGACCAAGGCUGCGAAGAAGCGGUCAAUGACCUCUUGUACUGUAAGGUGCAACAACUUAUGGAUCUUGGAUAUGAUGAGGAACUGAGUAUUCAGUUGCUGGAAAAAUACAACACCGUGCAGGCUGUUGUUGCAGCGAAGACUUCAAAUCAGGACUGUGCUUUCCUCCAACCAGGUCCUUGCAAUUCCUUGUGGGUUGGAAACGUGACCACAGAACUGACAGAGAAACAUCUGCGGGACCUCUUCAAAAUUUAUGGAGAAAUCGACAGCAUUCGGGUUCUGCACGAACGUUUCUGUGCAUUUGUUAACUUUAAAAAUGCCAACAUGGCCUUCCAUGCGAUCGAGAAACUCAAUGGACAUUUUAUUGAGAAUACCCGACUAGUGGUUCGAUAUCCAGAUCGACGGAUUCAGAGAGUCCUGCCAACACCUGCCAUUCCACAACCUGCAGGGGCUGCUGGGCCAAGACGCAGAGGUCCUAUCAACAGUGAUGAGUGUUACUUCUGGAGGACCACCGGCUGUCAUUUUGGAGAUAGGUGUCGCUAUAAGCACAUUCCUGAUCAUCGAGGCAAAGACUGGCAACCUUGAGUCAACACUAGCCUCUCUUUCUCUCCCCUAAGAACUCUGGGAGACGACUGCAUGACUGUUGGGACUGUAAUCUUCACUUUGAUUAUCUGUAGGUCAGUACCAGUAUUGUGGAUCAGAGUCUUACGACGGCUCUCUUGAGGUCAGAGUUCUUCACUGUCAGACUCCGAACCUCACGGGGUUUCAAAGCAGACAGGACUCUGGGAAAAGUCUCUUUUGAGGUGAGGUUUGGGUGGUGCAGAGUGCCAGAGCUUCGCUGCACCGCAUUGCCGUCUGCUGAGGUUUACAUGGCCUCUCAUAUCGUGUGCUCUCUUCUCUCUUCCUGUGCCAACACCACCAACCCAAAGAAGAGCCAUAGAUCUGAUUUGACAUUUGAGUUCAUCCCAAGAGACCGACUUCAAUUCUGUAUUUGAGGUCGCAAACCCUCAAAAUGAGGAUGGGAGAAUCGUACCAAAGAAUAAUACUAUGCCAUAUGUGGAUUUUACGUUGAGAAAGAGAAAAGGCAUUCAGGGAAAAUUAGCUUAUUAGUUUUACUUGUGUGUUUUGCUUUGAUUCCACCACCUUGGACACACUCCAACUCUUCAUUCAUCCAUAUUUUUAAUUGGACUUUUCCAGUAAGUUCUCUCAAACGCCACUAAAUUUAAGACAUUUGAGGGCAUAUCAGUAUUGCAAAGGGGUUUGCGCAAUUAUUUGAAGAAAUUAUGUCUCAUGAUUAAUUAUUUUCAGUUCUUCUUUUUGAUUUUUCUUGCACUUUACCAUAUCAGAUAGUGACCUCUAGGCUGUUCCUCAAGCGAAAAACAUGGUGGAUGCUGUUUUUCCCCCCCUCCCUUAAGAUGAGUGUAUGUUUGGUCAGAAUCGUGUCGCUAAAGGUAUUGAUGAUCUGUAGUCAUCGGUGGUAUUUAUUUUUUUUCAUGGUAUUUUCCAAUGGUAUGUCAUUGCCAUUUAGAUAUUAUUUACAUUUAUCUAUAAAUAUGAACAUGGAAUGCUCCACAAAAUGCAGAAAAUCUUGUGGUUUUCUUAUGUAAGAGUUCUGAGACACAGGGAACUCUUGCUUUGGCACUUUUCAUGCCGUCAGUGCAAAGUUGAUCGGGUGGUUUUCAUCAUUUCCUCUUUUAUUUAACGUUCUUUCUCUUGGUUUAGUGGAUAAGAAGGAAGUUGGCUGUUUGAGACAUGUCUUCCACCUCAUGACAUCAUCUUGUAGAACAGCAUGCACAUUUUUUGUUUAAGUUAUUAUUGGUAUGAUAAUGAUUUCAUCAAGCGAUAUUCUCGUUUCAAUGCAUUUGAAAACUUUUAUAACCUCGUUGUGCUCUUCUGAAACACUUAACCAAAGAAACACUAAUGUUAACCUAGUGUACUACAGACAAAUACAUUGCUAUUUUUGUACAUUACACUAUUUACGACGUGUCAGUUAAUGACUUUUCCUCAGUUUUUAGAUAUGACUGCAUGGGUUUUUAUGCAGGCUAUAGUCACACUAGUGCUUUUAGUUUAGUUGGGCUUCUUUUGACUCUGUGACAGUCCAGAGUGCCUUGAAAAUAUGUGCUUUCCUGUCAGAUGAGUUAUUUUAGCAUUAAUCUUUAAG
This is a messenger RNA of Sinocyclocheilus anshuiensis, 3212 nucleotides long. Its product is annotated as tetratricopeptide repeat protein 31-like. NCBI's taxonomy places the organism in Eukaryota, Metazoa, Chordata, Actinopteri, Cypriniformes, Cyprinidae. The coding region runs from base 143 to 1636 and encodes 497 amino acids. The record is from RefSeq and is a predicted model, not a curated record. Gene Ontology annotation, molecular function: metal ion binding; RNA binding; protein binding. The transcript has 16 exons.